Messenger RNA from Callorhinchus milii (elephant shark), 1472 nucleotides. RefSeq names its product retinol dehydrogenase 7. The record is from RefSeq and is a predicted model, not a curated record. Lineage: Eukaryota; Metazoa; Chordata; Chondrichthyes; Chimaeriformes; Callorhinchidae. Bases 375 to 1418 code for a protein of 347 amino acids. The transcript has 5 exons.
CCUUAAGCGGUAAUUGUUUACUAACCUAUUGUAAAUCUACAAAUAAUCCUACUCUCUAUUGAGGUGCCACUAAACUAACCUGUACACAAUCCAUUUUAUAAUCCACUUGUAUGUAAAAUGUAGGUAACAAACCGAAGAAAUUAAACAUUACAUCACUGGUUCUUCGUGAAGCAUCUGUAGAAGUGAGAAGAAACACCAGAAAAACAUUGUCAGGGAAUGAUUGACACACAUCUUAGAUUUGUAUAAGCAGCUCAAGUCCUUAAAACCUUAGGCAUAUUUGUGCUACUAGACAGUAGACCCUGAUCUAGCAGGUCGCACGCAGUCUGACAAUUUACUAACGUUCAUCACAUCACUGUGUGUUCAUCCCCUGCUCAAUGGAAGAAGGAAACAAAAUACUUAUCUUCAAUAAUCCUUUUCAUACGGCUCCAUUUUUGAUAUCGAUUCUGGGAAUCUUCUCGGUCUUCUCCUUGUGCUGGUUAGUUCGAGAUCGGCUGAAAAUCCAAGCUAUCCACGAGAAAUAUGUCUUGAUCACUGGAUGUGACACUGGCUUUGGGAACAUGCUGGCAAACCAACUGGACAAACAAGGCUUUCACGUCAUUGCUGCUUGUUUAACACACAAAGGGACAGAGGAAAUCCAAGCAAAUUCUUCUUCCCGACUAAAGGCAGUCCUGCUUAAUGUCACCAACCAAGAGAGCAUUAAGAAAACAGUGGAGUUCAUCCAAAUAUUAGUUGGAAAUCAAGGCUUGUGGGGUUUGGUGAACAAUGCUGGGAGAGCAACUCCGAUAGGACCCACAGAAUGGCUGACACUGGAAGAUUUUCACCACGUUUUGGAUGUGAAUCUACUCGGCCUUAUUGACGUGACUCUGCAUUUGCUGCCUCUGAUCAAAGAGGCCAAGGGGAGGAUUGUGAAUGUUGCCAGUGUAAUGGGACGCAUUUCGUUUGCUGGCGGUGGCUAUUGUUUAUCGAAAUGCGGUGUGGAAUCUUUCUCGGACAGUUUAAGGAGAGAUAUGCAACAUUUUGGAAUGAAAGUCAGCAUUAUUGAGCCAGGCUUCUUUAAGACCGGAGUUACGAAUUUAGACAUGAUUGAGAAAGAUCUUCUACGGCUCUGGGAAAGGCUUGCCCCUGAGGUCAAGGAAUAUUAUGGAUUGAAAUACUUUAAAAAUUAUGUUAAAGUGCAACGGUUCUCAAUGUGGUACCUGUGUGAUUCUGAUCUCUCCAAAGUCACGAAGUGCAUGGAACAUGCACUCACAGCCAAGUAUCCACGGAGUCGUUACAGCGCUGGCUGGGAUGCCAAGUUUUUCUGGAUUCCUAUCUCGUACGCACCCUCAUGCGUAGCAGAUUAUAUGCUGCGUUUCUUUUUACCCAUCCCUGCAUACUCCACGAGAAAGCUAAAAGUCAGAAACUCAAUCAAUGUGUAACUGUGAUGGGAUUUGCCGUUAAGGUCACAUUAGCAUUAAAUAACUAUUUCCCUA